Protopolystoma xenopodis is the source of this 1185-nucleotide messenger RNA. Lineage: Eukaryota; Metazoa; Platyhelminthes; Monogenea; Polystomatidea; Polystomatidae. The record is from the annotation of a GenBank genome assembly.
AUGAAUAUAACGGCUAGUCUUGAUAAUUACCUACCGUACGAAGUCAAAAGUCCGAAGCCUUUUGAUCAAUCGACUUUUCACUCUGCUACUCAUUCCACGAAUGAAUCAGAUGUUUGGACGGCGAUUGCAGAGGAUAAAGGGGAGACAGAAAAUGAUGAUGAGGAGGACGAGGCUGCCGCCGAGUUCGCUGAAACAGUGGAAGCUAUCAUUCAGUUGAACGUCGCUGCCUCUGGUGAUCUCGAUAGACCUUAUUCUGAUAUCGAUUAUUUUUUCCAUUUUUGUUCAAAUGGUAGUAACGAAGAUGAGGCAGAAGAAGAUGGAGUAAUUGGGAGUGAAAUGAGCCCUCUUCAUCAGCAAAUCAAUGGUGAUCGACCCGGUGCAGAGGAUAAUCUUUUCGACUACCAUAACGAGCUUACUGAUUACAGUGAAGAAAAUCCUAAUAGUGAUGAUGAUCAUGAUCAUAAAGGUCAGAAUGAAGUUGUACUUCAUUCUCGUCCCCUAUCGACGGCAGCUGGAAAUGGUGUUCUUGAUGACGCUGGCCUGUCAUUAAGAUGUAAUAGUCAUAAUGUGUACAGAGAUGUAGUUGAAAUGACAAUAGGCCGACCCUCUAUGGACAGUGGAGGCCAUCAAGAAUCAGACAAGAUUGAUCAGGAUGCACAAUGUCAGGCAGGUUUAACCGCUAUGAGGGGUCACAUAAAUGAUGAUGAAGUACCCGUGUCUACACUUGGGGAGAGUGCAGUAACUGGGUCCGUGGCCGAUGCUGCUUUUAAUUUAGAAUCGGAUAUUGCUACUUGCUUGGAAGCAGUCGUUUCUCAGGCUCUGAAGUGUGAUCCAUCUCAAGCUUGCCUAAAGCAUGCCAACCCAACGUUCACUGGUCUCAUAGUUCCAGCCACUACUACGCGCAUUAUUACUACUAGCGCCGCCACUGUUAGUGACAAUCUUGCUUCCCGUGAACCUGCUACUAGUAAAGUUACGACUACUAUCUCAUCUGAUGAGGCAACUAUGCUUUCUACUUCUUGUGGCUCGACAGAACUCUUUGUGGAUAUGCAGCUUAACGAUUGCCAGGCAAUAGAUAACAAUUCUCAGGGGCAGAUUAAGAUAGUCAUCCAGACCCAGGCUGAUUUCCCUAGAAUUCCAUGCACUGAUGAUAUCGUGAGUCAAAGUGUCCUUUUUUGGCGAAUUUAG